AUGCUGUUGGCGGACCUUGGCGCCGACGUGAUCAAAGUCGAGUCUUUUGCCGGAGAUGAUACCCGCAGUUGGAGCCCUCCCUCGGCACCUCUCAAAGAGGAUAUACCACUACCAGACGAACCCGCAGAGUCUGCAUAUUUUCUAUCAGUCAACCGAAAUAAGCGGUCCAUCUGUGUCGACUUCAAAUCACCACAAGGCAUUGAACUGAUGCAUAGACUUGUCGCUCGGGCAGAUAUCCUUGUAGAAAACUUUAUCCCCGGCAAACUCGAAAAACUCGGGCUCGGCUACUCCCAAUGUCAAGAACUCAACCCGGGUAUCAUCUACACAUCCAUCAGUGGAUACGGACAGACGGGACCAUAUGCUGCGAACGCAGGGUACGACGUCGUGAUAGAGGCUGAAGCAGGCCUUAUGCAUAUAACCGGCGAGCCUAAUGGCCCACCGUGUAAAGUUGGCGUUGCAGUGACAGACGUGUCAACGGGGUUGUAUGCACAUGGGGCCAUACUGGCUGCUCUCUUGGCGCGACAAACGACUGGGCGAGGGGUGUGGAUUGACUGCAACCUACUCGAGACACAGGCGCGGUUGGCCAACAUUGCCUCUAAUUAUCUUGUUGCGAAUGCUUCGGCGACACGACACGGGACUGCCCAUCCAAGCAUCGUACCCUAUCAAGUCUUUCCAUGCAAAGAUGGCUACAUUAUGAUAGGUGCAGGCAACGACAAUCAAUUCGGCCUCUUGUGCAGGCGCGUGCUCGAGCGACCAGAACUGGCGACAAACGAAAAUUUUUCGACGAAUAGAAGCAGAGUAGCAAACAGAGAGUCUUUGGUAGAUGCCAUCACGGCGAUUUUGAUGCAGGAAACUCGCGAUUAUUGGAUACAGAAGUUCAACGGAGUUGGAGUGCCGUUUGGGCCUAUCAACGAUAUUGAACAAACGUUCUCUCAUCCCCAGGUCCAAGCACGUGGCCUAGUUGUCGAGGUGGAACAUCCCAGAGCUGGUCCAGUGAAGCUAGUUGGACCAGCAGUGAUGUACAACGGCUCACGAAUGGGGGUGACGAGGCCACCGCCAUACCUGGGACAGCACACGAGCGAGGUGCUAAGGGAGGUUGGAUAUCAGGACAAAGAAAUUGAACGCCUCAGGCAGUCAAAGGUUGUUAGAUAG
Molecule: messenger RNA, 1152 nt
Organism: Serendipita indica DSM 11827
Lineage: Eukaryota; Fungi; Basidiomycota; Agaricomycetes; Sebacinales; Serendipitaceae
Source: the annotation of a GenBank genome assembly